Messenger RNA from Vombatus ursinus (common wombat), 5034 nucleotides. RefSeq names its product forkhead box N2 (gene FOXN2). Gene Ontology annotation, biological process: regulation of DNA-templated transcription. NCBI's taxonomy places the organism in Eukaryota, Metazoa, Chordata, Mammalia, Diprotodontia, Vombatidae. Gene Ontology annotation, molecular function: DNA-binding transcription factor activity; cis-regulatory region sequence-specific DNA binding. The transcript has 6 exons. Bases 191 to 1501 code for a protein of 436 amino acids. The record is from RefSeq and is a predicted model, not a curated record. Gene Ontology annotation, cellular component: nucleus.
UUUUUACAGUCUGAGAAGCCCAGAAGUUGCUCAAAGGAAGGAGACAUGCUAAUGAGCCUGGAUUACAAUUAACUUUGGGUACUUGUAGACUAGCAUUCAAAUGCUUACUUGGGCUUCCUACCCCCCUCACUACCUUUCUGAAGUGAAAGCAUCAGGGGAGAAAGUGGGUGAAUUAUAGCCAUAGGAUUAAAUGGGUCCGGUAACUGGAAUGACUCCAGAUAAGAGAGCUGAAACUCCCGGAGCAGAAAAGGUUGCAGGAUUAAGCCAGAUUUACAGAAUGGGAAGCUUGCCUGAAGCAGUUGAUGCGGCCAGGCCAAAAGCUACUUUAGUGGACAGUGAAUCAGCAGAUGAUGAGCUCACAAAUUUGAACUGGCUUCAUGAAAGUACUAAUCUUCUAACAAACUUCAGCCUUGGAAAUGAGGGUCUUCCUAUUGUUAGUCCAAUAUAUGACAUUGAAGGUGAUAAUGUGCCAUCUUUUGUACCAUCUUAUCAGAACACAGAAAAAAAAUCAGGGAAUUCAAAACCCCCUUACUCCUUUAGUCUUCUCAUUUACAUGGCUAUUGAACAUUCUCCAAAUAAAUGUCUGCCGGUCAAAGAAAUCUAUAGUUGGAUUCUGGAACGAUUUCCAUAUUUUGCUACAGCACCAACAGGUUGGAAGAAUUCUGUUCGACACAACCUUUCUUUAAAUAAAUGUUUUCAAAAAGUGGAGAGAAGCCAUGGGAAGGUGAAUGGAAAAGGUUCCUUAUGGUGUGUUGAUCCAGAAUAUAAACCCAAUCUUAUACAAGCACUGAAGAAGCAGCCUUUUUCCUCAGCACUUGCAUUUUACACCCCUCCUGCCUCACCGCAAAAUGGGUCAUCAUCACCUCAUUAUAUAACCUCUGUACUAAAGCAGAGCCAGGUUCGAACUCUCAAAGAAUCUGAUAUUGAUGCAGCCACUGCAAUGAUGCUUUUAAAUACAUCCAUUGAACAAGGAAUUUUAGAAUGUGAGAAGCCCCUGCCACUCAAAACGGCUUUACAGAAGAAAAGGAGUUUUGUUAGUGCAUUUAGCCAUCCCAGUGCCAUAAAUUUACAAGAGAGUGAUUCUGCAGUCAACAAUAUUGAUCCAAAGGAGGAUCACAAUUACAGUGCGAGCAGCAUAGCAACGCAGCGUUGUGCGUCCAGAUCCAGUGUGUCUUCCUUAUCUUCUGUUGAUGAGGCGUAUGAGUUUAUCCCAAAGAAUAACCUUGCAGGAAGUGAUGGCAGUGAAGGGUUUCACAGUGAAGAAGAUACAGACAUUGACUAUGAAGAUGACCCUCUUGGAGACAGUGGCUAUGUAUCACAGCCUUGUGCAAAUACCUCUGACAAAGACCAGCCCAUCAAGAAGCCUAAAAGGGAGUCAUGUCAGGAAAUUGAUGAGGAGCUUAAAGAGGCGGCUGGAUCUCUGCUGCACCUUGCUGGAAUCCGCACGUGUCUGGGUUCCCUGAUAAGUACUGCAAAGAUCCAAAAGCAAAGGAAAAAGUAGUAAUACCAGAUAGUGUGAUUAUUUUUUUUUUUAAAUGUGGCAAUACUCUUCUACUUUCUCUUCACAAGGGAGAUCAAAGCCAUAAUGGACUUCUAUAGCUGGGAGGUAGGGUGGGGGGUGGGGAGUGUGCUAAUUACCUUUUUUCCUUUACACUUUUUUUUUAAUCACUGCAAUUAGGGUUAUGCUUACCUAAGAUUGGGCCAAUCAAUGCAUGAUUGAAGUGCUAAUAGCAUACUUCUUCUAAUCAUGGAUUCAGAGAUUUGGGGAACUUCCACAGAGAAAUCCUCAGGCUCCCUCUUAAGAUUGUAGACAAAAUCUUUCCCACAUAAAUAUCUUCUGUUGAUGUAGUAAAAUGGUUUAACUUGCCACUCAGUAUAGCAAUUUUUCCAUUCUUUUUAAACCAUUGAAUACAGUGGAUGAAUUGGCUUAAAAUGGUAUUUUCCCUUUUACUCUGCUUAUUUUAUUCACCAAUGUAGAAUAGAUAUAUAUUUUAGUGAAUGCUGGUUGAGACAUGAACCAAGUGGGGGAAAAAGUUAUAUGUGAAAAGAUCUUAGGUAGCUAAACUAGAAUGAUUGCUAGAAAGUUCUGUUUAUACAAGUAGAAAAUGGGAAAACUUGAUUUUUAAUGUAAUUUCUAAGUCUACGCCAUGUCUCUUAUAACAUCAUCUUUUGAAAUUAUUUGGCUUAUCUAUUGUUAUGUAGACUUUAUUGGGGGCACUUUUGCUUUUACCCUAAGUGCUUUAAAUCAGUAAUUAGUUGGUCAGUUCUCUGUUAACCAUUAAGUUCUCUUCAUAUAGCAGAUAGCCAAUGAAAUGAUAGUAUAUAAUAAUCUUCAUUUUUGGCAGACCUUUGCAAUGAGAGAUUCUGUUCUCUCCCUCAUAUUUUCUUGUCUCCACAGGAACAGUUACAAUUUCAAAUUAUAAUCAUUAUAAUUUGAAUGGAGUGUGAUCUAGAAUUUGGUUCAGUUCAACAAUUAAAUGCCUACUAUGUGCCAGGCACUAGAGAUAUAAAGACAAAAAAAGGAAGCAAUACUUGCCCUUUAGGAACAUGUAGUCUAUAUGAAUAAAAGUUUUGAAUGUUUACAGUUAAGUAAUGAUAGGUAAUUUUGGAAAAUCUAUCUAAACCCAGGGUGAAAUAAGCAUAGUCUUAAUAUUUCAGAAUUAGAAAAAUUAAACCCCUUUGGAAAAAGCUGUAUAAUACCUAAAUGUGCCAUUAAUCUUUAGCUAAUAGAUGUUACUGCUUCUAAUAAUGAAUCCAUUGGCUGAGGUAGUUAAGUAUUAUUUGAGCAAUUCUACCUACAUAAGAAGCGUUUCUAGGUUUGAAGUUAUAGUUCUUCAGAAAAAAGCUAGAGAUUUGAGGUAAAUUCAGUAUUUAUUAAAUGAAAUUUUUCCCUCUCUGGGCUUUUGGAAGGAAAUCUUUUAAAAGUUUAUCCUUGUCCUCUGUCAUCUCCUUUUUAUUUAAGAUUCUCCCUGUAGAAUUUUUUUUUCCCUCAGAAAAACUUCCUUCCUCUUCCUGCCUUGUCAGGAUUAUGUUGCCUUGAUGCUUUCAAAUAAUUUCAAGCUCUUAGGAUUGUUAAAAGGGAUAAAACAACAACCCUCUUGUUUAAUUUUUAAAAUUUGUUUGGGCAUAAUUUUCAAAGAAGAGGCAUGUUAAUAAUAAAUAUCUUUCACAGAAACCUUAAGCAGGGAUACGUAAUGUUAAAUGUUCUCCAUUCUGUGUUAAUGUCACCCAUUUUAGUGAUAAAUGGACCUGAUCGGCCUUGUUAUUAGAAUUAGGGGGGGUGUGAAGGUAGUCAUUUUAUUUAUUGUUCAUGAAAAAUAGCUCUUAAGCACAACUAGGUUAUAUUUCUUAGAUUUUUUUUUAUUUUAUCAUAUAUGAUGCAAUUAUCAGAGGACAUUAGUAUCCCUAGUUAAUAACUGUUAGAUAGUAAAUGUAACACAAGUGCUUAUUACCACAAUUUUUACAAUUUGCUCUUUCUUCUACUAGGUUCAAAAUAGGGCUUUUUACUUGGUAAGAUUGGGAGUUAGCUCUGUUUCAUGGCUAGGCCCAAUAGACUGGGUACAAUUUAUUUAUGGUCUAGCAAUUUGUUUAUGACAAAGUUCAAUUUUAACAACCACUUAAAUGUCCCAGGGAGUUUGUCACAAUGAAAUUUUGUCAUUGUGGCUAAAAACCAUGAUUUCAGUUCAAAUAUAAUUUACCAUAUGUCAAAAUAAUAGAAAUAGUAUUAAAGAUCCAUAUAAUGUUCCCCUAUUCAAUUUUUUUACUUGCCAUAGUUAGUAUUCAUUUUUCUUAUCCCAAAUAGAAAUCAGUGUCUUCUAAAUAUAUACAUAUAGAUAUGUAUAUGUAUAUAUAUACACAUAUUAAUUUGCAUGUGCAAUGUCUUACCAAAAGUUAUACUUUCAUUUUUAUUUUUCACAUGUAGAGAAAGAACAUAGCAUUUCCGUAUAUAUAGGAAGUAUUUCUUUUAGUGAAUCAUCUCCUUCUUUCUCCAGCUUUGUAACAUUAAGCUUUUCCUAUCCCUCCCAUAUCCAGCAUGGCUUCUCUUAAGUUAAAGAAUUUUUUUUGUAUAUAGUACAAACUUAAUGUAAUUGGAAUUGGGAAAGGGGGGGAAGCAUAAUUUUAUCCUUUGCUUACUUUUUUUUUUCCUUUUUCCUUUCUCUUUUUGGGCUACUUUUCAUGACCUUAUGUAAAGGGUUCAUACCAAAUGGUCAGCUGAAUUGUGUUUUAGCAGGAGUUCAAAGGUAGGAGGAAGUGUUUCUGGAGGAAUGGGUGAGACCAGGUGGACCAGGAAGUCUCUCCUGCCAAUUUAAGCAACAAACGUGGAUACUUCACAGAGCUCUAAAGACUAUUGUCUUGAAUUCUACAGCAACUUUUUGACAUUUUGUGGAGACCAUAGCAUUUGUUGAAAUUUUGAGGCUUUCUGGUUUUCAACUUUCUCUAGAGUUCUUUGUUAGGCUGGAAAGGGAAAGCUUUGGUUAAAGCUAAGCUUGCUCAAAUUUGUUAAUAAUGAUGUAGUCAAAAUAUUUAUUGACAGGAAAAGUAGAAUAUUUUAAGCAUUAUACCUGCCAUUAUUUUUAAAGCACACUCUUUGUAUCUAACUGCCAGUGCCAUUAUCAAAACUUUUUUUAAAAAUAUAAAUGUAUGUUUCUAUUCAGCUAAAGUACUUAAUUUAAAAGUAUUAUGUUGCCAUCAUAUAGUGAUAUGAAACAAUUUACAAUUGCCAAGUCAUUUUAAUUAUUAUUUAUUUAAAGUAAAAAUGUAGAAAAGCAAUUUGAGUUACACUAUCCCUUAAUCCUGUUUUCUAAUGUAGCAUAAGGAAUGUCCUGGACUGUAGAAUAACUCUGCCUGUAGAUGACCAGUUAUGAGUGAACCUAUUUUCAGUUCCAAGUUUUUUGCUCAUUUUAAAAACAAUUUACAAAUGUUUAGUUUUUGUAUCUAAUCUCUGUUAAUUAAAAUGUUUAUAAAGUUUAUUUUUACCAAAGAGAUGCAAUUCAUUAUGAUAAAGUAUUGCAGAAUAAACUUUGUUUUAUAACA